Molecule: messenger RNA, 2388 nt
Organism: Megachile rotundata (alfalfa leafcutting bee)
Lineage: Eukaryota; Metazoa; Arthropoda; Insecta; Hymenoptera; Megachilidae
Gene: Naa60
Product: N-alpha-acetyltransferase 60
Biological process (GO): N-terminal peptidyl-methionine acetylation
Cellular component (GO): Golgi membrane
Molecular function (GO): protein-N-terminal amino-acid acetyltransferase activity; histone acetyltransferase activity
Source: RefSeq, a predicted model, not a curated record
ACGAUGCAUCAGAUUGUCUACUUAUAGUGUACAAAAAUUUCAAAACUUAUGUCGCAAUAGUAUUUUUGAGAUUGUGUUGAAUCCUCUAUAUAUUAGAUACGAGUGGUGUAAGAGGAUGAACAAAGAGGGGAUAAAGGAAAUAGCUAACGAGCGAUAAAGACACAGGAUGAUAGAGGGGGACAAAAUGUCUACGGCUCUCAAUAUGUUUACUAGCAAACGUUUACAUGCAACGUGACAUGCUUGACAUUGUUCAAGAAAUGAUUGAUGAAAUGAUAGUAAAGCUGUGGCGUGAUGGCCGUAUCGUUUAAUCGGUAUCUUAUUUUACCGGAAAUUGAAAAAAGUGAGUUUAAAGUAUCACAAGAAAAUAAACAUAAAUAUACGGAUGAAAAUACUACAAGAAAUUUGUCUAAUGAACAAAAAACCUCCGUGAUACCGGCAACUGUUCCCUUAUGUGUCCUGGGUGAUGUCCAGUUACGUUUCCUUUGCCCAGAUGAUUUGGAGGAAGUACGGGCACUCUGUCAGGAUUGGUUUCCAAUUGAUUAUCCUUAUUCAUGGUAUGAAGAUAUAACAAGUUCCUCACGGUUUUAUGCACUUGCAGCUGUAUAUGGUGGAGUAAUAAUUGGACUUAUUGUCGCAGAGAUAAAGCCUUAUGCCAAAUUGAACACAGAAGAUCGUGGUAUUUUGUGUUCAAGUUUAGGAAAUGAUUGUUUAGUGGGUUAUAUCCUUAGCUUAGGUGUGCGUCGUGCAUAUAGAAGAAAUGGAAUUGCUUCAUUAUUAUUGGAACAAUUAUUAGCACACGUUACUGCUCCAGAACGUUCUUCCGUAAAAGCAGUCUUCCUGCAUGUUUUGUCCAGCAAUGCCCCAGCUAUUUUGUUUUACCAGAGAUGUCAUUUUCGAUUACAUAGUUUUCUACCAUAUUAUUAUUUAAUUCAUGGUAAAUGUAAAGGUGGUUUUACAUACGUUUUGUAUGUUAAUGGGGGACAUGCACCGUGGGGUAUCUGGGAUUGGUUGCGUCACAUAGCCAGUGCAAUGGCUAGUCUUGGACCAUGCAGAGUACCACGUUGGAUUUGGCAACGGCUUCUUUGGGCUACUACUAUUCUUUCAUAUCAUAGAUGAUACUUUUUAACGAAUACCAAUGUUAAACCAAAUACUUGUUUUUGCCUUAUUUUUUAAAACAUGCAUAUAGCAUAAUAUAUGCCCAAUUUGGAUGUUGUGCCCAUUCAAGCAAUAAAAUUAUUAGCUUCAUAAUUGUUUUUACAAUUUUACGAAUGAAAUUGUUGAAACGAAUCAUUUAUUGCUAAAGUGACAAUACUUAAAUCAACAAACAUCAGUUUAUAUUCAAUUGAAAGUAAUAUAAGCAAACAAUUUUAUUAUAUAUGUUCCAUUUCAUAGUUCUUUCACCAUGGAUUAUAUUAUGAAGUGAUUCAGUAGUUUAAUGUUUAAGGUAAAUAAUAUAAAUAUUAAAAAUAAAGCGUUUAACUGCCAGAGAAUUUGAUCGAUUUAAAAUGAACGUUUUUGAAACACAUUAUAUGUGUAUUAAGGGUUCAUAUUUUGUUAAAUAUAAAAUAUGUAAACAUUCAAAGAUAGAAUUCAUUACAGAUUAAAAUGAAAUAUUGGUGAUGGGUUAGAACUUCUUAAAAUAUCACUCAUUAUGUUGAACUGUUAGAUACAUUUUAUCAUCUUGACUAAAUAUUUUGAUACAUAUUGUUUAAUCUUCGAAAUUUAAAAUUAAUAACAUGCAUGACUUAUUAUAUAAAUAGUUUUUAUCUUCUGUUUCAUCAUUUCUUAGAUUCUUCUGUUUAAGUCUGGAUUUAAUUCUAGUCACAUAGCUGAUUGAUUUUUUAAAUAAUUUUUUGUCAUCUAUGGUUUUUUCAUAUUUCUAUUAUGAUUUUUAUUACACGUAUUCUUCUUUGAGCUUAGAAAAGAAUAUUUCUUUUAGCUUUGGUAUUUUAAAUAUUUAUUUCAUUAAUUUUCAUGUAUUUUACUUUAGAUCACUAACUAAAUAAAAUAUUGUUUGACUAAAGACAUGUGAUUCUGGGGCCAUUACCCAUCACCAGUUUAAAUACAAUUAACAAUGCGCUGUUCAAACUCCUCAGUCUUAUUACUAGUUGAAAGAUUAUAAUGAUCAUUGAUGCAGCAUAGAUGCUGAGACUGACAUCAUUCUUUACUUAGUUUUUUCACUGCAUACUCAUGACAGUAAUCUUUUUCUAAUUUUCCAAUAAUCAUUCUUCAUUCAAGUGAUACUGUUUUUUAAUAUAAAAGUGCAGUUAUUCUUCUCCCAGUAUACUACAGUAUUUUGGAGUAUACUGCACUUUGUUCUAAGAAUUAUUAUCAAUUUUUUGAGUGAAUUAGAAUUUUAAAUUUUAAUUGUACAGUUUGUUGAAAACU